Molecule: messenger RNA, 630 nt
Organism: Emiliania huxleyi CCMP1516
Lineage: Eukaryota; Haptophyta; Isochrysidales; Noelaerhabdaceae
Exons: 2
Coding region: 1-630 (209 amino acids)
Source: RefSeq, a predicted model, not a curated record
AUGUGCAUCAACUGCUGGCACACGUCGGACGAUCGCCACCUCUCGCUGCUCCCCUUCUCGGCCGGCGACGCCAUGCUUCCAGGCGAGAAGCGGACGCUGCUGCUGCGCGACCGCAAGGAGAUACGCCUGCUCGAGCGCGCCUGCAAAGCGGAUCACAUGAUAUUCGGCCAGCUCCUCCUCUACUCGAACUUCUUCGAGGACGGCCGGGAGGCUUGCGUGCCCAGCGCGUGCGUCCCGCUCCUCCAAGUCUGCGAGAUUCGAGAGCCUCGCGACGCUGGAGGCGUGGAGGGCGCCAUAUGGACCGCCGUCAAGUGCGUCGGCCGGGCGCGACUCGAGACGGAGCCGCGGGUUAGCGAGCGGCGAGCCGUGCUGCUGCAGAACGGGCUCGACGAGGCGCCCUCGGCGUUGCUGCGCAAGCUGCACGGCGCGUGGGGCGCGCGCAGUGAGCGGGAGGCGCAAGUUCAACUCGCAUCGUGGGCGGGCUUCGCGUGGCUGAGCGGAGAGGAGCGGCUGAGCGCGCUGCGGUCGCGCUCGCCGGUCGAGCGGCUACAGUGGGCGCGGGCGGGGCUGGCCAAGGUGAGGCAGCGGCUGGCGACGGAGCUGGCGCUGCAGCGGGUGAUUGCUAAGUAG